Messenger RNA from Brienomyrus brachyistius, 2594 nucleotides. Its product is annotated as G-protein coupled receptor family C group 5 member B-like. Bases 1028 to 2275 code for a protein of 415 amino acids. The transcript has 3 exons. Gene Ontology annotation, molecular function: protein kinase activator activity; protein kinase binding. NCBI's taxonomy places the organism in Eukaryota, Metazoa, Chordata, Actinopteri, Osteoglossiformes, Mormyridae. The record is from RefSeq and is a predicted model, not a curated record. Gene Ontology annotation, cellular component: extracellular exosome; intracellular membrane-bounded organelle; signaling receptor complex.
UAAAAACAGACUUGGUAGUAUACCCCAUAGGAAGAGUCACAUUUAAACUUGAAUAUUGUUCAACAUUAGACUAAAUCCAGUAGCCACCCCUUAUUCCAAGGCCCCCAGCGGAUGCCUGAAACCACAGAGAGCACCGCAACUUAUAUACAGUAUAUUACGUUUUUUCCUACACAUACAUACCUACGAUAAAGUAGAUUUUGUAAAUUAGGGACAAUAAGAGACAACUAUGAUGUUCAAUUAACAGCAGUAGAACAUUUAUAACAAUACACCGUCAUAAAAGUUAAGUGAAUGUGGUCCCUCUCUCAAAAACACGACUGCUUGAAGGCAAGCGCUACCAUUCCGCGACAACAAAUCGGAUAACCGAGGUGGGUACUCAGCAGCGUGGAUACGAUAGAUGAAGGGGUGAUUUGCGUCCGGUGUUCUGACGAGUUCAACUACCGUAGUGCUAAUCGAUAGCCCCAAACCUUACCCUAACCCCGCAAAAUCCCUACAACCCUAACCGCAAAACGGUGGAACUGCACAUGCGCAGAAAGGCUCGAAAGCACGUCGCGAUAGGUAGCGUUGCUCGAUAAAACCCCCGGCUGGGACGGUUUGGGAUUUCAUCAGGUUACUCACCCUGGCGCACAGUUUAAAACUGAUUAAUUAUUUUUUCCCCAUUUAAUAUUUUCGGACACAAAGUAACUGAAACCACGGGAAACGAAACCACCGAUAAGGAGGGACCACUGUGUAAUACUUUUUAAGGACUUAAUUGGCUAAAGUGGAAUUUAAGUUAUUUUGAGAAUUUGUAAUGGCCCACUAUUGAUCCUGUACAUUAGCGACUUGAGAAAUUUGCUUGUUUUUAUUUAAGUUUUGCUUGUUUUUAUUUAAGUUUUGCUUGUUUUUAUUUAAGUUUUGCUUGUUUUUAUUCAGAGUGUCGGUUUUUUUCAAAGUGUCGAUUUUGACGUCGCCGAGAUUCUAAAACACGCAAUAAUUACGUAACAAGCGUUCUUAUAUAUAUACGUAGCUAAAAGAAUACUUGGCAUUUGAGAUGAGAAUGAGCAUAGGCGAACAUCGCGUUUUACGAGCUGGUGAAUACGACACACUACGGCAAGCAAUGGCAUUUCCUUCGUUGUUCCCUAUCCUCCUCAUCUUCUCCCUGGUGGGCAGCGGCUUUGCGGAGGAAGAGGCUUCUCCUCAAGGCUGUGGCUCUUUCCUGUGUAACCUGGAUGCAGCGUGGGGUGUAGCGGUGGCAGUGGGGGCAGGCAUAGCUGCCCUGGCCUCACUGAUCCUGGCCCUGGUGCUGUUGUGCCGCCUGCGACACAUAACGGAGCCUGAGGCACGCAGUGGGGUGGCACCACUGCUCCUGCUUCUCGCCACGGUCUUCAUGCUCUGUGCUGUCAGCUUCGCGUACGUCAUAGAGCGGAAUGACAGUGUCUGCAUUGCCCGGCACUCCCUCUGGGGGGCACUGCUUGUCCUCACAAUAGCAUACCAAGCGACCCAGGGUGUGCGAUUGCUCCGGUGCCCCUGCUUCAGGGCCUUGGCCGGGGUGGCGAUAGGCUCGGCUGUAGUGCUGGGUCUUGCUAUUCUUGAAUGGAUCCUGGCGAUUGCACUACACCCAGGCCGGCCCGUCUGCCAGUACGGGCCACUGCGUAUCAGCUUAGUCUUCCUAUACAUGCUGCUCUUGGUGUUAAUUAUACCAAUUACCUUGAGCUGUGGCCUGACUCGGGGGCAGCCAGAGUGGAGAUAUAGGAUUGUGAGUCUGUUCGUCAUGUGCUAUAUCUCUGCUGUGGUGUGGACCACAGAUUUGGCAUACCACGUGCACAAGGAAUCGCUUCCUGUCCAGUCCCCCAACAGGGAAGAUGAGAUACUGGCAAAGGUGCUGGUGUCGCAGGCCUGGCUGCUGCUGCUGCUCCACAUCGCCCCUGAAGCCCAGGCCUGCCUGCGCCCAGCCCCACAGCCCUCGGGUCCACAUGAUGUUCCCGAGCAGGCCCAGCCCCGCCCGAGGGGGGCCAGUUUGGAAGAGGGCAUUCCCCUGUCCCCCCAGCCCACAGUAGAGAGCCAGGGCUCUGCAUCGUACAGCAGCUCAGGAGCCCAUGCCCUCCACCUCCACUGGAAUGUCUCAUAUCUGGCAUACAGAGACAUCAAGAUUCUGAGGAGGACGGCUCUGCUCUGUUGGCCAUGGACCAGCUGCUGCUCCCCACUGGACAUUUGCAAGAAUAUAAUCCUUGUCUUGAUUAAAAUAAAUAAUGUUUAUGACCAUCUGUGUAAUUGGUGUGUUUUGUGGCUAAAGGGUUAAAUAAGCAUUUAAUUGUAUUCACCAUAUGAUAUAUGAGAGGAUUUAUGAAGGAGAUUCUUUAGUAUUAAUUUGCAUUUUAUAUCCACAAUUUAAUAUUAUUUGCUAAAGCUUUCAUGUUUUAUUUUGAUAAAACAGUCCCUUUAUUUGGGCGCUCACCUGCUAUGCUCUGUAUUCCGUCCACAACACUGCUGAGUAAUCGGGAUGCAAAAUUUAAACAAUGUUUUUAGAUUGAUUUUGACUUGAUUUUUAGUCUAGUUUAAUCGGCUAAACAUAACAGUUAUGUUCAGGGGUCAGUACUAUGGGAAAUUCUGACCCACAU